GACGAACACAUGCAAGAGCGCCCAACUUGCUGAGACAAUAAAUCCCAACAAGAUUGUGCUAAUUUACCUCCGUUGCUCCCGAAACCCGACAUUGGAGUUUGUUAUUGAACAGAGGAUACGCUCUGAUAUUUUGACUGUGUCAUCAUCGCCGACAACAGUGUCGACGACAACAUCGAAGACAACGACAGGGAUCCUCGGUUCCCCCCCGCACGAGCGGUCAUACCUGCCAGUCCCAAAGUUAUCCGUCGGCUGAGACACAAAACCGAGAAAAUAACCUUCAACCUUCUAAGCCAGCUUUCUUUCGCAAUUCAGAAGCAAUCGUGAAGUGUGAUUCAGGAAGGAGUGAAAAGCAGACAAAUCACACACAAUGGCACUAAGAUUGAGGACGGGGCGGCUCGCCCUGAGCGGGGCCAUUCGUCCCAUGAUUGCCACAUCCCCGUCAUGCCUUUCGACGCGCCGGGCAUACGCCACCGCCGAGCCAGACCUCAAGACGACCCUCAAGGAGGUCAUCCCCGCCAAACGCGAGCUGCUCAAGAAGGUCAAGGCCCAUGGCGCCAAGGUUAUCGGCGAGGUCAAGGUCGAGAACACCCUCGGCGGCAUGCGCGGGCUCAAGGCCAUGGUCUGGGAGGGCUCUGUGCUCGACGCCAACGAGGGCAUCCGCUUCCACGGCCGUACCAUCAAGGACUGCCAGAAGGAGCUGCCCAAGGGCAAGACUGGCACCGAGAUGCUGCCCGAGGCCAUGUUCUGGCUUCUGCUGACGGGCAAAGUACCCUCGGUCAACCAAACCCGCCAGUUCUCGCGCGAGCUCGCCGAGCAGGGCCAGCUUCCCGCCUUCGUAAGCAAGAUGCUAGACGACUUCCCGCGCGACCUCCACCCGAUGACCCAGUUCGCCAUGGCUGUGUCGGCCCUCAACUACACGUCCAAGUUCGCCAAGGCCUACGAACAGGGCCUCAACAAGGCCGACUACUGGGAGCCCACCUUUGACGACUGCAUCUCGCUGCUCGCAAAGCUGCCCACCAUCGCCGCCAAGAUCUACCAGAACGCCUACCGCGGCGGUGGCGCCCUGCCUGCCGAAAUCGACCUCGAGCAGGACUGGUCCUACAACUUCGCUGCCAUGCUCGGCAAGGGUGGCCGCGAGAACGAGAACUUCCAGGAUCUCCUGAGGCUGUACCUCGCCCUGCACGGCGACCACGAGGGCGGCAACGUCUCGGCGCACGCCACCCACCUCGUGGGCAGUGCCCUGAGCGACCCUUUCCUCAGUUACAGCGCCGGUCUGCAGGGCCUGGCCGGACCGCUGCACGGCCUCGCCGCCCAAGAAGUCCUCCGCUGGAUCAUCCAGAUGAAGGACGCCAUCCCGGCCUCGUACACGGAGAAGGACGUGCACGACUACCUCUGGACGACACUCAACUCGGGCCGCGUGGUGCCGGGGUACGGGCACGCGGUGCUGCGCAAGCCGGACCCGCGCUUCGAGGCACUGAUGGACUACGCGGCGGCGCGCCCCGAGAUCGCCAACGACCCCGUCUUCCAGCUCGUCCGCACCAACAGCCAGAUCGCCCCCGAGGUGCUCAAGAAGCACGGCAAGACCAAGAACCCCUACCCCAACGUCGACUCCAGUUCCGGCGUGCUCUUCCACCACUACGGCUUCCACGAGACCCUGUAUUACACCGCCACCUUUGGCGUCUCGCGCGGCCUCGGCCCGCUCGCUCAGCUCGUGUGGGAUCGCGCCCUCGGGCUGCCGAUCGAGAGGCCCAAGAGCAUCAACUUGGAGGGGCUCCUGAAAGAGGUGGAGAAGCAGUGAGGGGGCGUUCAGUUAUGGUGCGCAUAAUGACGGGAUGGGUACAAACGAGC
Chaetomium fimeti is the source of this 1848-nucleotide messenger RNA. Its product is annotated as citrate synthase-like protein. The record is from RefSeq and is a predicted model, not a curated record. The transcript has 2 exons. Gene Ontology annotation, biological process: tricarboxylic acid cycle; carbohydrate metabolic process. Gene Ontology annotation, cellular component: mitochondrial matrix. The coding region runs from base 368 to 1798 and encodes 476 amino acids. Gene Ontology annotation, molecular function: 2-methylcitrate synthase activity. NCBI's taxonomy places the organism in Eukaryota, Fungi, Ascomycota, Sordariomycetes, Sordariales, Chaetomiaceae.